GGGGAAGGAGGCAUUUUCCAGUUUAAAUUAACUUCAUUAAGCCAAUUUCUCUCUUUGUACAGCUCCAGAUCCAUUUCUACCCGUUAAUAAAUUAAGCUUAUACAAUCUCUCACGUGAACCUGACCUACAAGACAGUUUGAACUAGAUCCAAUUCUGAGCAAUUAUUCUAAUCGAGAAUUACCAAACAAACCAUCAAAUCUGAAUAUUGUGACUCUCGUUCUGUGUGAUUCUGCUUUAUGGAAAUUUGCAAUCGCAAGUGUUUUAACUAAUUAUUCGUUGUUCCCGACCACACAUGAACCUGAAAUACUUGAUUCACUAAUAAAUUGCAAUAUCAGUUAUUAUAUUUUGUGACGUUUGCAAAAAUGACGACAUCGAAGAGUUAGAUCACAAUAAUUGCAUAGUUAGUUUGCAUCAUACGAUUAGCUGUGGUUACUACUUGUAAAUGUGUAAGUAUAAAGGACACCUUGAACGAACACUAUUAGAAAAUUGGCGGCUGCGUCGUUAACAAUGAACGUAAUUUAAAAUUGACAUUUAUUCGAUACUUGUAAAUAAUUACCUGUAUCCAAAUAAUACGACAAAGCAACAACAAUAACGUCGUCGCUGCUAUUUUAUGUAUUCUCAUCGCGCUAUGGUAAGGCUGGUGUUGAGGCAUAUUUUGAAUUUACGUCAUUCAAAGUAUUAGUGUUUUCGUGUAAACUACCACGUAAUCGAACCAGUUGUUGCGUUCGUGUAUCUUAACGUAGCUACAUAAUUUCGAAUUAUCUACUGCCUGCACUUCCACGAAGAAUAUUCAAGUUCAGUGAGCAAGCCCGUCCAGUCAGGUAUCUUGUUCUCUUGGUUGGUAUUUCCCAACCAAACGAGCUUUUCUUUCAUGCAACAAUCACCAUACAUACAUUAGUGAAAUAUGAAAUAUUGUCAGAACGGACAAACCAUAGUCCAUUCCAAACCGAAGGCAUUGUAUAUUUGGAUAAAUAAAUAAAAAGUUUGAGUUAUAAAUAAGCUGCUGCUGCAGUUUGAAUUUACCAGAGGACAGGUGUACAGCAAGUUUGUACGUGUAAUACAAAAAACUGAGACUUUUGAAUAUUCGUGCUAAUGCUAAUGACUUCUGUGGAAUCAUUAUUAAGUGGUUUGUAUGUGUGUGUGUUGUGUACUGAGAAUUUGCAUUCAAGAUAAUUCUAAUCCACUCGAAGAUCUUGCUGGAUCCGGAUCAAGAGCAACGUAUUGUUCUUUGUCAUUUCAGAUUUACGGAAGAUUUUUCCACAAUUGGUUGAUUUCUCGUUCCUGAUUGAUAGCACGAAUAAAUUUAUUUACACACACUUUACUUUUACAUUACACGGUGGUGUUCAAUCGAUAAAUGAAUAUCAAGUGAAAACAUAGUCCUUCUUCCAGCAUCAUCAGUUGCUGUUGCGAAUUGAUUAGCGAAUAAAGUCGAAGCUUAUUACGCUCCGUGAGACAGCAAUUGCAAUUCAGUUAUGCAGCAACAGCGUAUGAAAAGAGGAGAGUGAGAUUUGCAAGUCUGUGAACCUGCUUCGUCAUAAAAAUUCCUGCCGGUUCACUGGAGUUCUUUGUAGAUCUGAAAAUUUUGAUUCGAAAUUACCUAAUAUAGAGUUAGUGAUUAACUUCGAUACAAUUAAAAAAAUAGUGCAAAUAAAUUUGGUUUACUAGUGUCAAGCGUAAUAAGCCAUCAAAAUGAGAGUCACAAUCCAGUGGACAGUUGCUGCAGUUCUCUCAAUCGUCUCAAUUUUCCCAAUAAUCCAAUCCACCAUACAGUCAUACGCAGAUUUCCCAGAACGCCAUCCGUGUUAUCGUGAAUGUUCUUCUGAUCCUUUGAAGAGUAUGACUUGUGGAUACAACUUCACUCUGGAGUACUUUUGGGUCCUGAGUAAAGCAUGUUAUGAGUGUCCGAACAUUACUUCCGACUGCUCGAGAUUUGACUGCAUUCCUGCCGAUGGAGUUAAGCGUGCGAUUGCCGUUGUUAACAGAAUGAUGCCCGGACCUGCAAUACGGGUCUGCCAAGGGGACACCGUGGUUGUGGAUGUGAAAAACAAUCUGUACGGUGAGGGUACUGCCAUUCACUGGCACGGGAUUCACCAAAAGAAAACGCCAUGGAUGGACGGCGUACCAGGUACCACGCAAUGUCCCAUUCCGGCUGGAGGAAUUUUUCGGUAUGAGUUUGAAGUGCCUCUUGGUGGAUCAUAUUUUUGGCAUUCUCAUGCUGGCUUUCAACGAGGGGACGGGAUCUUCGGUUCACUAGUCGUUCGACAACCAAAGAAAAACAAUUCGCUAUACGAUUUUGACCUUCCAGAACAUGAAUUGCUGAUUUGGGACUGGUUGGCGGAUCUGUCACUUCCUGUAUUUCUUAGUCAUCAUCACGCCGACGGUGAUAACAAACCUCGUGGAGUAUUGAUCAACGGUCGGGGAUUUCCGCCUGGAUUUUUUAAGGAUUUUGGCGAUCAUGAGACCAUUAAAACAAAGGGAAAGCCGUAUGUUCCUCUUUACGAAGUGAGAGUAGAUCAAGGGAGCUCUUACAGGGUGAGACUGAUUAGCAAUGGCGUGUUAAACUGCCCCUUGGCGGUGUCCAUUGAAAACCAUACAAUGACGGUUAUAUCAUCGGAUGGCUUUGAUAUAGAGCCUGUGGAUGUCGACUCAAUAGUUGUUUACGCUGGGGAGAGGUGGGAUAUUGUCAUACGAGCUGACCAACCAAUUGGAACAUAUUGGAUCAAAUUCCAGGGCCUGAUGGACUGCGACGAUAGAUUUACGAGCGCAUAUCAACUGGCAGUGUUGAAUUACAACCCGGUUCCUAUUGGAACGGUCCCAUCACACAAUAUACGAAAUUGGCAUGAAGCCGCUCCAGAGAAAUAUGGCCUGCAAUUAAACCCUCUGAAUACUGCACCUGGAGUAGAAGGUCAAUACAUCACGGCUGCGGAGCUGAACAGCGCUCAAGAUGAUGAUCCAGAAAUUUUAACAAAAGAGAAAGCUGAUCAUCAAUUUUAUUUGUCUUACGAUUUCAAUCCCAUUGACAAUCUAAGAUUUCAUGGCCCACAUAUUCCCAUCCGAACUGUACGAAAGGGGUUUAAGUUGUAUACACCCCAGCUGAAUUACAUAUCACAUGUCAUGCCAGCCGUCCCCAUUUUGACACAGCCGGAAAGUAUGUCAGAAAUGCAAUUUUGCAAUGACAAGUCCAUGAAAGUGAACUGCACUGCAGAGUAUUGUGAAUGUGUGCAUUUGCUAAAAGUUGAGCUAAAUUCCAUUGUGGAAUUUGUAAUGGUAGACAGAGGCUAUACGUUUGACGCCAACCAUCCGUUCCAUUUACAUGGACAUGCAUUCAGAGUGGUGGCAAUGGAACGACUGAACAAAUCCACUGAGCCCCAUUUUAUUAAAAAUCGAGAUGAAGCCGGGUUAAUUCCUAGACAGACAUUGAAAGCCGUCAUAAAGGAUACUGUCACCGUUCCCGAUGGUGGAUACACAAUUUUCAGAUUUCGUGCGGAUAAUCCAGGGUUCUGGUUUUACCAUUGCCAUAUAACCUUUCAUGUGGAGGUUGGAAUGGGAUUAAUUCUUCAGGUUGGGAAUGUUUCUGAAAUGCUGUCAGCACCAAAGGAUUUUCCAAAAUGUGGUAAUUAUCUUCCGGAAGUAUCAAACCCACCCGUUUACUACCAGGAAAACACACACUCCAUAUCGCUGGAGAAUGGUUCCAAUCCUCACCAUCCAUCCUACGACAUUAUGACCACAACGGACAGCAGCUUACCUUCCAAGCACAGCAGCAAACCGAAACCCUCAAAGGGAAAAAGUUCCGCCUCUUUUAAUUUGCCAAACUUUUUAGCACUUGUAAUAAUAAUGGUAAAUUUUAUCACUUUCAUGACAUAAAACAGCGUAGAUAGAUUUCAUUUUUAUGUUUCUAAGCCCGAGGAAAUUGUACAUUAUUUGUUAAAAUUGUACAUUGCAUUGACGUUUAAGUUAAUUUAUUAAUUAAUGUGGCGUUAGUAGUUCUUAAUCAUUUGGUUACUGAGUCUCGAGAAAGGAAGUCUGUGAUGCAGCACUAGAAUGAAAUUAUAUGCGUGUAUGAAUGUCAUACAUAAUAUGUAAAUUCCACUAGGAUUUAGAUAAAUGCAUAAUAAUAUACAUAUAUAGGUUAUUUACACACCGGUAUUAGAAAUUAUGAGAAACUAUAACACAA
Folsomia candida is the source of this 4174-nucleotide messenger RNA. Its product is annotated as laccase-2. Gene Ontology annotation, molecular function: copper ion binding; oxidoreductase activity. Gene Ontology annotation, biological process: iron ion transport. Lineage: Eukaryota; Metazoa; Arthropoda; Collembola; Entomobryomorpha; Isotomidae. The record is from RefSeq and is a predicted model, not a curated record. Gene Ontology annotation, cellular component: plasma membrane. The transcript has 21 exons. The coding region runs from base 1690 to 3864 and encodes 724 amino acids.